Molecule: messenger RNA, 618 nt
Organism: Oppiella nova
Lineage: Eukaryota; Metazoa; Arthropoda; Arachnida; Sarcoptiformes; Oppiidae
Source: the annotation of a GenBank genome assembly
AUGGAUUUAUACGAGUAUUUCAUUUCCUGUGAAAUGUUUCGACAAAUCUUAGAAGCCGUCAAUUAUUUGCAUGAAUUGAACCCAAAGAUCAUUCACAGAGACCUAAAACCAGACAAAAUAUUGAUUGCACACAACGUAAGGAACGGCAGGUUUUUGAAGUUAUGUGACUUCGGGUUGUCUACAGUUCACGACAAACGGGUUCACUACAGGACUACACGUCAACAUACGGCAGAUAUUGGGGACGUUAGAUACAUAGCACCGGAAGUAUUUCAGGGCAAGAAGUAUAACCACAAAUGCGAUGUCUAUGCCCUGGCCCUAAUUGGUGGCAACAUAUUUGAUCUGGAUGUGUUUGAUUUAAAUAAUUCGCAGCCCUAUUCAAAAGCACACACUGCCCUAAACGCACCGGUACUUGAAUUGCAAACAAUAUUGGACUCUAUGUUCACCAAUACGUGGGCUAAACGCCCGGAAUGUCGUGAAGUGAUAGACAAAUACAACGAGUGGUCUAUUGAUCAGAAUAUUCUCACAAACGAUACGGAAUUUGACGGAACUUUACAUAGACUUCAAGCAAACGAUAACUCAUUUUUCUACCAAAUCUUGACAUCUAUUUUGAACAAAUAA